This is a messenger RNA of Candida albicans SC5314, 1611 nucleotides long. RefSeq names its product stress-regulated transcription factor (gene RPN4). The transcript has a single exon. Lineage: Eukaryota; Fungi; Ascomycota; Pichiomycetes; Serinales; Debaryomycetaceae. The coding region runs from base 1 to 1611 and encodes 536 amino acids. The record is from RefSeq and is a predicted model, not a curated record.
AUGACUUCAUUAGCUAUAUUACCACAGUUAAAGAGAACCAUCACUGACAUUAUGGACGAAGAAUUAUAUCAAUCACCUUCGUCUCCAAAUUCUAUGACGAGUUUCCCUAGUGGUACAGGAAAUUUGAUGAGUAAUACAAAUCACAACACUUUUAAUCAAUCCAAUAAUACACCAUUCAAUAUGAACUACAAUCACAUUUCCAACAGAAAUUCCAUAAACUCAUCGCCCAACUUAUCUGCAACUACAUUUAAUAACGCGAAUAAUUUGGGUAACGUUCUCAAUAUACCCGAUUCGUUUUUAGAACAGUUGGCAUCACAAGAUUAUAUAGAUCAUUUGAAGUCUCAGCAACAACAAGAGCAAGCUUUUGAAAACCCGGAUGAUAUUUACGUUCAAGAUGUGCAUGAAAACCAAGUGAAUCCAUUUAAUGAUUAUGGUAAUCCAGACUCGUUUAUAAGGGCUCAGGAACAACAAUCACAACUACCACAGCCUCAACAACCAAUAUCGCAACAAGACAAACAACGACCACAAUCACAACAACAACAAGCUACUAAAGCUCCUUUACCGCAAGCUUUUCCAACGAGGAGAAGGAGAAAGAUUACUUUGCUUAAUGAUAUUGGUGGUUCAUCGACUAGAAAGAAGCAUUUUGACGAAGAUUAUUUGUUAUAUAACCCAGAUAUAUCUCCAGGCCAUAUUGUAACUGAUUGUUCUUUGGAUUCAUCUUUAGUCAUUCCGCCAAAUAGCAACGAGUUGUUUUUAACAGAGUCGGAAUCUCCGGAAUUUGCUAAUGAUAUAAUUCCAGGAUAUGAGAAUGAUUACUUAUUUUUAGAUGACGACGAUGAGCAAAUUGAAGAGGAUGUGUCUGACGAUGAAGGUGACAAUUAUUUCCAAGUUGACGAAGAUUUUGACGAUUAUUUGAUGAACAAUAACGGUUAUGAUGGGUAUCCAACAUUUAAUAAUUAUGAAAGUUCUGGCAACAAUACUGAUAUUAUUAAUAAUAAUAAUAACAUUGUCGAUGAAACCAUAAGUGAUGCUAAUAGUAAUAGUGAACUAGAGGUAGUUUUUGAUCAACCAAAGGAAGUAUCACCUUCAGCCAUUUCACCUGCAUCUCCAGAUUCGGAUGAUAUGAUGAUUGAUGUUGAAGACGAGACUGAAAUAGCCGAUGCUACUGCUGCUAAAGAAGAGAUCAAUAAGAAACAUUCCAAAUCAGGUAAAAAAGAAUCCAAGUCCCAAAAAGAGAAUCAGUUGACGACGACGACAAAGUCAAAGAAACAUUCUCACGGCAUAUCAGGAGCAGAAAUAACCCUAAAUAAUCCAAACCAUCAAUGUAACUUGAUUAAUCCGUCAACUGGUGAACCAUGUAACAAACAGUUUUCACGUCCCUACGAUUUGAUCAGACAUCAAGAUACCAUUCAUGCAUCUAUGAAGAAGAUUUUUAGAUGUGUAAUUUGUGAAGGUAGAUUAAAUGGUGGACCUGGUAAUGGUAAAGAGAAAACAUUUUCUAGAGGUGAUGCCUUAUCAAGACACAUCAAAAUCAAGCAUGGUUUAGUUGGACAAGACGCAUUAGAUUUAAUCAAUGAAGCUAAAGAGAAUGUUGAAUAUAUUCCAGUAUAA